AAGCUCUUAAGUGCUCUUCGUCUAAUGCCGGGCCCCCCAUUGUCUGGGCACGAGUGGAUUUGCGGAAGCCUUCUGCGAGAAGAAGAGAUGGAGGAUGGAUUGUACUGCGUCGCAUGGCCCGUUGGUGAAGGAUUCAGCGCGAUCAAGUUACUGAGACGAACCUGACGCAGGUGCGGCUGAGCAAUUUUAUUUGAGCUUUCAGCAUGUAUGUGGAAGUUCGUUCUAUAGGUUCGUGGUGUAAGCGUUCUGCGUAACACAAUGUCAUUCAUUCAAGCUUUUUGAGUGAUCAGAGCAUUCGGCAAUCCCUCAGGUACUGAGAACUAUCCAGAUACAAAGUGAUUCAGUCUCAUCCUCCUCAUGGUUACACGUGGUAGAUAUCUCACCUCACGCAAUGCUUAUCCUCUCUCUCUCUCUCUCCAUUCGGCCUGGUUGCCGAGGCUGGAGUCUCAACCCCCAAACCUUUCUCAGAAAUCACGUGGACAAACAGAUGGACACCCUUUGCUUCUCUUGGCCAAACUCUGACUGCGUAGCAAGUUGCCCAAGACUAGCUCGCCAACCUGGAGGGAGACUUUUAAGGAUGUGAUGACAUGCUCAAAAUGAGCAUUUGUACCCAUCAUGCAGUUCCUGGGUUGGUUGCGCCCCUCCUCCGGAAGAUUCCUCAAAACGCAAAAGCAUGCCGAUUGUGCCGCAUCUGCAGGCAGCACUACCAGUGUUUGGCCUUGUUUGCACCGAAGUCGAGGUGCAGAGUGUUUGGCCUAUUUCAGCAUCAAGUCCCUCAAGAUCAGGAAAGGCGUUGUCAAAUUGUGCGAUGUUGACGCGGCUCUCGGUGGAGGAUGUGCGGCUGAAUGGUCUCCCACUUGUUCUCAGUUCGGUAUGGAGAUUGGUAGCUUGUGGGAGGUCCUGCAGCUGGGUCAACUAGAGCCGGUCAUGGCGAUUGCUGGCAGGUAGCGGGAUUCUGCUUGCAUCCACCGCACCUGUUGCUUCUGUUCCUUUUGUCGCAUAGGAUGCCUUGGCUUUGAGAAUGCUGUCAGAGCAAACCCACAGCUUGAGACACAAGACUACAAGACUCCAAAGCCAUCCUUUCAAUCACGUGGAACAAGCCUUAGCAAGUGUUACACCUUCGGUAGGAGCUUUUAGAGUUUCCCAAGAUGAACCUGGAAGGUUCAGCACCUUUGGUGAGUGAUGACCGAUUGUAGUUCUGAAAAGGUGACUGAGUGCCUAAACAAAUCACUUUGCAGACGCUUUGCAAAAUGAAUUUCCAGAAUGAUGUUUUGAGGGUAGGAUGUGUCAGACAUGGAGUGCCAUUGAGCUGUCGGGCAUCUCUGGAAAGCUUGAGUGCAUGCCCGUUGCAAAAAUAACGAUUGUCAGAUCUGCUGACCUUUUUGUGGCACAAGGCCUGCCAUGAGGACAUGGCUGAGCCAGGAACCCAAUCUCUGUCACGCAACAGUG
This is a messenger RNA of Durusdinium trenchii, 1449 nucleotides long. The record is from the annotation of a GenBank genome assembly. NCBI's taxonomy places the organism in Eukaryota, Dinophyceae, Suessiales, Symbiodiniaceae.